This is a messenger RNA of Elgaria multicarinata webbii, 2674 nucleotides long. RefSeq names its product G protein-coupled receptor 162 (gene GPR162). Gene Ontology annotation, molecular function: G protein-coupled receptor activity. Gene Ontology annotation, cellular component: membrane. Bases 437 to 2263 code for a protein of 608 amino acids. The record is from RefSeq and is a predicted model, not a curated record. Gene Ontology annotation, biological process: G protein-coupled receptor signaling pathway. The transcript has 5 exons. NCBI's taxonomy places the organism in Eukaryota, Metazoa, Chordata, Lepidosauria, Squamata, Anguidae.
UGGUAUCCACUUUUAGACGUUAACUUAACAUAUAAAAAAAAAAGCAGGACCCUAUUAAAAGGCAGGAAGGUUGCUCAUAAGAGGGUGCAGAAGUUCAGUUUUCUUUUUGUUCCCCUAGCUUUUGUAUGUUCUGUACAAAUCCAUCUUUUUCCUGGAAUAAAAUAUAAUAAAAACAUCUAAGAAAACAAACGAGGGGAAAAUAAAAAAUACAAGGUAUGGCUCAAAAGAGUGAAAGUGAAGAAAACAGAGAGUAAAAGCGGGAGGAAGAUGGAAUGAGGAAGGUAGGGCACUCCUCCUAAUGGCAACACCUCACAGGAGCUUCUACAUCUCUGUCCUAUUUCCUUUUGGAAGUAGAUGAGGGAGCAAUCACAGGCUCCUCUGUGCAUGAUCUGUGGCUGUUUCCAAACCCGGAGGAGGAAGCGGCGGCGGCGGCACAAUGAAUCGUGGGGGAGGCAGCAGCCCCAUGGAGGAACCCUCAAAGGCUACCCUGCACAAUAAUUCACUGUGGUGGCUGGCUUGUGGGCUCCUUGCCCUGCUAGCCAACUCCUGGAUAAUCUUGAGCAUCACAGCCAAGCAACAGAAGCACAAGCCCCUGGAGCUGCUGCUGUGCUUCCUGGCAGGGACACACAUCCUUAUGGCUGCCGUGCCACUGACUACCUACGCGGUGGUGCAGUUGCGACGCGAAUCCUCUGACUAUGACUGGAAUGAGAGCAUUUGCAAGGUCUUUGUCUCUACCUAUUAUACAUUGGCCUUGGCCACGUGCUUCACUGUGGCCUCCUUGUCUUAUCACCGUAUGUGGAUGGUAAGAUGGCCUGUCAACUACCGCCUCAGCAAUGCCAAGAAGCAGGCCCUGCAUGCCGUGAUGGGCAUCUGGAUGGUGUCCUUCAUCCUCUCUACAUUGCCUUCCAUUGGCUGGCACAACAAUGGGGAGCGUUACUAUGCCAGUGGCUGCCAGUUCAUUGUCAGCAAGAUAGGUCUGGGUUUUGGUGUAUGUUUCAGCUUGCUUCUCCUGGGAGGCAUAGUCAUGGGCUUGGUGUGUGUGGGCAUCACUUUCUACCAGACUUUGUGGGCACACCGAAGGCACCACAGAUGCCACCACCAGAGAACAGAAGACGCCUCCUCUUGUCCUUCUUCAGCUCACAACACCUUCAAUGUGCCAGCCAUUGUGGUAGAGGAUGUCCGAGGCAAACGACGGUCGUCUCUGGAUGGAUCUGAAUCUGCCAAGACCUCCAUGCAGAUGACCAACCUCAUCAGCGCCAUUGUUUUCCUCUAUGAUACACUGACUGGGGUGCCCAUUUUGGUGGUGAGCUUCUUCAGCCUGCGCUAUGACACUGCUCCCACCUGGAUGGUGCUGGCUGUGCUUUGGUGCUCCAUGGUGCAGACCCUGCUACUGCCAUCCUUCAUCUGGUCCUGCGAACGUUACCGGGCUGACGUCCGUACUGUGUGGGAACAAUGUGUGGCAAUAAUGUCAGAGGAGGAUGGAGAUGAUGAUGGCACUGGUGAUGAUUAUGGCGAUGGGAGGAUCUGCAAGGUGCGAUUCGAUGCCAAUGGUGCUGCAGCUAUGAAACGGGAUCCCAGGGACGCUAAGCUGCUGCCGGUGCAUCACAUGCUGUUGCCCCAUGACAGGGUGCACUACCUGCAGGUGCAGCAAGGAAGGUGGGGAGAACCCCGCAGGCAUACCACAGCCAGGACAGGAGCCACGCAAAGGCAACGUACUUGGAAGGUCCCUAUUUCUCGGAGGAUGUCCCAUGAUGAAACCAACAUCUUCUCCUCCCACCGCUCUAGUCCUUCCUUCCUUCACAAGUGGUCCUCAUCUGAUGACAUCCGGAUAGCCGUCCCCCACAAAGCUGGAGGAGCCUCUGGCUUUCUGCCUCCUGAAUUCCGUAACUACCAUCAUCGUCGACGGCCUCCUGAAGAUGAGUUCACCACACUUCGUCAGUUUCUGGAAGCUGGACUGGCCUCCCAGGGAACUGGACUGGGCUCUAACGCUUGCUUCUUCCGUGAUGAGAUCACCACCUUCAUUGAUGAAACCCCGGUGCCCUCUCCACUCAGCAGUCCACGCCACUCACGCCUUGCAUUCACAGUGCAGCGUGAGAGGCGCCACUCCCUUAGUGGGGCUGAGCAGGAAGAAGGCCCUAGCAGGGAUCGACGGUGUUCACUGACUGGUGGCAAAACCCUAUACCUCUUCAGUGGAGAACAGGAGCCCUGCAAAUGGACCAUGGCAGCUCAUGAGGCACAGACCUUCCAGGAGCUCAGCCUAUGAGAUGGCACUGAAGCAUUUGCUGUUCUCUGGAUUUUAAAGUAAAACUUUACAUGUUUCCCCAAUCCCAGGACCCAAGGGAUAAUUUAGGUCCUCAUGUUUCUCACCAUGUUGGCAGGGAGGGGGAAUGGUGUCCAUUGUGGGUCCUGAUGUGGUGGGCAGGAAAGAAGUGCGUGUAGGGGGAAGGAGGCAUGGCAUUGUUGGAGGGAGCCACAGCGCCCUGCUCUCAGAUGACAAAUAUGACCACAGACCACCACAGUCCAUCAAGGGCACUUUUAGUCAGCUCCAUUCCUUUGGUAGCAGUUAGUGCCACCCAUCCUGCCCUUCCUUAGUUCAAUCUAUUAUGAGAAACCCUCAUUGGUUGCCAAGUGUGGGAAAGAAAGGUAUUAAAGAAAAUCUAUAUUUGGAGUGUCA